Zonotrichia leucophrys gambelii is the source of this 4525-nucleotide messenger RNA. RefSeq names its product lysophosphatidic acid receptor 3 (gene LPAR3). Gene Ontology annotation, biological process: adenylate cyclase-activating G protein-coupled receptor signaling pathway; regulation of metabolic process. The coding region runs from base 541 to 1626 and encodes 361 amino acids. Lineage: Eukaryota; Metazoa; Chordata; Aves; Passeriformes; Passerellidae. The record is from RefSeq and is a predicted model, not a curated record. Gene Ontology annotation, molecular function: lysophosphatidic acid receptor activity. Gene Ontology annotation, cellular component: plasma membrane; cytoplasm. The transcript has 4 exons.
GGCGGGCCCGCGCUGGCGGCGGCGCUGGCGCGGCUCCGCUCGGACCGGGGCUGCCGCCGGAAGAGAAGACCUGGGGAAGAAAGCCCUGCCAGGACGUGUCACAUGCCAGGAACUAUGGAAUAUCCCAUCCCCGUGCCUGCUGAGGACUGGGGCAGGAGCACUGAGGAUUCAGCUGCAUAGCUCUGUCCCAGCUGUACCAGGCUCGUUCUGCUGGGAGGGCUGCAGAUGAAGGUGUGAAGAAGACCUUGCACUGUCUGCAAGGCCCUGGUGUGUAAGUGCUUUUUGCACCCAGGCUGGUGCAAACAGCCACGUGCUGCAUCUCCACUUCGAAAGGCUGGGAUGUGAACUUGCUCCAGUUCAGCUUCUGCUUUGGUGCAGCUUCCAUUUGGAAAUCUCCAGGGUCUGCCCUGUGACUCUGAGACCUCAGCUGGAUGCUUUUCUGCUCCUUCUCAUCUCACCUCAAUACCUCAAGACAUCACUUUCAAAAUCAUUUGUCAUUUGAGCUCUGCUGUGUGACAGAUGCAGGGCCUUUAAUCCAGGAUGAACGAAUGCUACUAUGACAAGCGCAUGGACUUUUUCUACAACAGGACAAAGGCGGACACGGCGGAUGAGUGGACAGGGCCGCAGCUCAUCGGUGUUCUGUGCUUUGGCACCUUCUUCUGCCUCUUCAUUUUUAUCUCCAAUUCCUUGGUCAUAGCAGCUGUGGUGAAGAACAAGAGGUUUCACUUUCCCUUUUACUAUCUUCUGGCCAACCUAGCAGCUGCAGACUUUUUUGCUGGAAUCGCCUACGUGUUCUUGAUGUUCAACACGGGCCCGGUGUCGAAGACGCUGACGGUGAACCGCUGGUUCCUGCGCCAGGGUCUGCUGGACACCAGCCUGACGGCGUCCCUGGUGAACCUGCUGGUCAUCGCCGUGGAGCGCCACAUGUCCAUCAUGCGCAUGAAGAUCCACAGCAACCUCACCAAGAAGAGAGUCACCUUCCUCAUCAUAUCCAUCUGGGCCAUUGCCAUUUUCAUGGGCGCCGUUCCGACCCUGGGCUGGAACUGCCUCUGUGACAUUACUGUCUGCUCGUCCCUGGCACCCAUUUACAGCAGAAGCUACCUGGUGUUCUGGAGUGUCUUAAACCUGGUUGUCUUCUUCAUUAUGGUGGUGGUUUACAUAAGAAUCUACAUGUAUGUCCAGAGGAAAACCAACGUCUUGUCCUCACACACCAGCGGGUCCAUCAGCCGGAGGAGAACCCCAGUGAAGCUGAUGAAGACUGUCAUGACUGUCUUAGGUGCCUUUGUUGUCUGCUGGACCCCUGGCCUGGUCGUCUUGUUGCUUGAUGGGCUGAACUGUACUGACUGUGGGAUUCAGCAUGUUAAAAGGUGGUUUCUUCUCCUGGCCCUGUUGAACUCCGUCAUGAAUCCAAUUAUUUAUUCAUACAAAGAUGAUGAGAUGUGGGCUACCAUGAAAAGGAUGAUUUGCUGCUCCUCUGAGGACAGGAGCCAGGACAGACGCUCAUCCCGGAUCCCCUCGACAGUUCUCUGCAGGAGCACGGAUAUCUCGGGCCACUACAUUGAAGAUGGCAUUAUUCAAGGGACAAUUUGUGGAAAAGGAGAUCUUGGUGACAAAGGAAACUCCUGAGCUAUGCAAGGGACUGACUUGGCUGGAAAAGGAGAGGGGGAAGGGAGAGGUUUUGUAAGAGGAGAUCGACUGGCAAAGCUAGUAAACAAUAUAUCCACUUUGUUCCAGAGCCUCAACUCCAGUGUUAACAAAAGUUCUUAUAAAUAAUUGCCUGAUGGAAAAACACUUUGUAAUGAAGAAAACUUUCUGUACUGCCAUCCUUUUUGUCUUUCAAGUACAUGAAAUUGUUUUUUCAUGUGAAUGGAAUAAAUACCUCUCAGAGACUUCUUGUGCAUGGAAACAAAGUGUAAGCAAUGUAAGGAGACCUUCCUUAAGCUCCUACAGAGAGAAGAAAUUUGCCUGACUGUGCAGGUUUGGCAUUCAUUGAGUAUUUGUGCUUUGAGUAGUUUCUGUGCAUCUUGAGGAGGAUUGCCGGCUUGGUUGGACAGAAUUGUGACCUGUUUUCUUGGUUUGUGAAUUUCAUGAAAAUGUUCAUGCUUACCUCUUCUCUUCCUCCUCCUUAUCUUGCUUUCAAAAUAGGUAGUUUGAUAGUUUAUUAAAGCUAUGCCAGAAACCUGGCUGUGAUGGGAGAGCCAGAGCAGGCGUCAGUGGGUGUGAGUGUCUGACCAUGGGCUGCCAGGACCUGAGAGUACAGAAAGCACAAAAGCCAUUAUUCCUUCACAGAGGGGUGAGUGCUGCAGGCAAAGACAGUGCACUCUGCUGCUGUUGUGCAGGCAGGCAUGGAGGGUGGAUUGACAGAAACGCAGCGAGGCUGUGCUCAUUGUGCUCAUUUUUUACUUCCCUAGACAACAUCAAAUGGGUGUGCUUGCUCCUCUUUACCUGCUGUGCCACUGAGAGAAAUGAGAUCCAAAGCUCUGGUUUACAAGGGAACUUUGAAGGGAAGUUUAAAUACAAUCAAGCUAUUUAAAAUAGAAAUUAAUUUACAGGCAAAAAAAAGCCUGAAAUCAAUUUAAGCCCCUACCAUAGUACAGUAUGCAUUUAUUGUCGGGCCUUGUCUGGACCACAUUUAACCUCUGGUUUGCAAACAGAUCUUACUGGAACAGGUACUUGAGGAAGGGGCCACGAAGCAGUGAGCCAUGGAGGGCUUUCAGCAUUGUAACUGACCAAAUCUAGUGCUGAUGCAGCCACAGCCCAAACAGCUGGAGUUUGGCUCAUGGACUAUGCUGUAACAGAGGAUCCAGCAAUACAGAGCUCUAUGAUAAACUUCUAUUUAAACUGGAUUGUAAUUUCUCAGCACUCUGAAAGGCUGGUUCAUGCUGCCUGGUUUCAACAGCAGUAAACUUCCUGUUGCCAUUUUAACUUCAAGAGGAGUUUCCUGUGUUGUCUCCUAGGGAAAGUCUGAUCCCUAGUAUCAAAGCAGGUUACCACAACCAGAGGUCACUUUGAAAAGUUUUGGAAGUUUUGGCCACUUGGAAUUAUCAGAGAACAACACGAAGAGCCAACACCAAGGACAUACUUUAUGAAGCUGGAAGAUAAAGUUCAGCUGUGGUUGGGACAAAUCCUUCCUUUGGUGCCAUUUGCAUAUGGAUAUCUGGACUGUAUUGGUCAAAACAGAGCCAGCCCUUGGCUCAAAGGCUGAGCAGGAGAUUUGCAGAAUGCACUGGGGGACCUCACAGCAACCCUGAGCAUAUCCUGCAAGCACAGUAAGGCCCUGUUCAGAGAGCUCUCCCAUAGCAUGCUCAUCCCAUCCCAUCUGGUAGGGAUGUGCCCAGUAUUCAAGGUAGAUGCUGUAUUUGAGCAACGCUAAAAAUGUUUACACAUUUUUUGCUAUUAUAAUGCAAUUUUUUGUGCAAAUACUACUUCACUGCUCUGGUGUUCUGAAAAGCAUGUAAAGUGGUGCUUUUAGAGGCGGUGGUGUGGUGGGCUGAGCCUGGCUGGAGACCAGGUGCCUACCAAAGCUGCUCCAUCACUCCUCUCCUCAGCUGGACAGGGGAGAGAAAAUAAAACAAAAGGCUCAAGAUAAGGACAGGGAGAGAUUGAUCAUCAAUUAUAGACUUGACUUGGAGAAAAAUUAAGUUAUUACCAAUCACAUGAGGGUAGGAUAAUGGGAAAUAAACCCAGAUCUUAAUACUUUCCUCCCAUCCUCUGUUUUUCUUGGGCUUAGCUUUACUCCUGAUUUUCUCUAUCUCCAUUUCACAGUGGUGCAGGGGGACAGGGAAUGGGUUGGUUCAUCAGUUGUUGCCACUCCUUCCUCCUCAUGGUGAGGUUUCCUCAAACUCUUCCCCUCUCCUUUAUGGGGUCCCUCCCACAGCAGACAGUUCUCCUCAAAUUUCUCCAAGAGGAUGGGUCCCCCCUGGAGUCACUAGCCAGAAAACCUGCUCCAGCAUGGCCUUUCCACAUGCUCACAGCCUCCUUUGGGCAUUCCCUUCUCCUGCAUGAGAUCCUCCACAGGCUGCAGGUAGAGCUUUGCUCACCAUGGGCCUCCAUGGGCUGCAGGAGAAGCUCAGCUCUUGUGCCUGGGGCCCCUCCUGCCCACCUUGGUGUUGGCACAGUUGUUUCUCUCACAAAUUCUCACUCUCCACUUCAGCUGCAGUUGCACAGGUUUUUUCCAUCCAUCUUAUUAAGUUAUCCCAGAUCUGCUGCCACUGUUGCUGAUGGACUCAGCUUUGGACAGGGGUGGGUCUGUCUUGGAGCCAGCUGGCAUUGGCUCUGGCAGACACAGGGAAUUUCUGGUGUCCUCUCACCAAAGCCACCCCUGUUUCCCUCCCCAUGCCUCUAGGGAAACCUUGCCCUGCAAAGCCAGCCCAGGUGGCCUUGCCAAGGCACCCCUGUCCCUACACCUCUACAGCUACUGCAGUGCACGGUUGGUCUGAGCUAGGCUGAGGCUCUGUAUGCAAACCUAAUAGAAAAUAAAAUGGUACUUCAAAAUGCAAGUCUUGUUUUGCCUCCUGUUUGAAUG